GGUGGAUGACGAUAUUAGCUAUAGCUGGUCCGGCAGCUUUAGUAUUGGUAGUUUGUGUCAUUGUUUUAGGAAAACUAUUACUCAUUAGAAGACUGCGGAAAUCAGAGAUUCAGGACGCUAUACAUCUGUCACAGAAAAAUGAAACAACGCCGUUUUAUAGAGUUUGGACAAUACGGAGGACACAAAAGAAAAUAAUUGAAGCAGUAGAUCUUUCAUCAUUAAAGACCAAAGCAAGUAAGAUGUUUAAUCUGACGGAAGAUAAAUACUUGAAACUAGUAUUAGAAGAAGAUGGAUCAGAGAUUCAAACAACGUCUUCUAUGGUUCUCUGUCAAAAUAAAGUAUUAAUGGCGAUAGAUAGGAACGAAAAAUGGAAACCUGUAUCAUCGGAUGAGAGUGAUACAAUAAGAUUAACCUAUGAUGUUUGUACAUUCGAUCGAAAACAAAGAAAGCUAUUUCUAGCAAACAGUUUAAAAGAUCUAAGAGACCAAGUAAAAACGAUCUUUGGACAAGAAGCGAAUUAUUUCUGUCUUGAAAUUGAUGGUACGGUGAUUGAUGAUGAUAUUUCGCUGACUGCCGUUGCUGGACAACAAUUGAUGGCAAUGACUGAAAUAACCGGGUGGACACCUCUGCCUCCUGGAGAGACAGCAAAGAGUUUGUCUGAAUUGAAUAUUGAUGAGCUAUCCAACGACAAGAAAGAUUGUUACAAAGUAUGGUCAAAAGAUCUCCGUUAUAAGAGGAUAAUAUUUGCCAGUGACUUAGUUGAUUUACACAUAAAAGCUGCAAGAGCUUUGUGUCUGAGACCACCUAUAGAAAUAUCUAUUUUGGAUGAUGAUGUGCCAAUAUUUGAUAAUCAGCAACUAAUACAUCAUAGAAAGGAUAUUUUACUAGCAGUAGAUGCUGGUGAUGCGCACAGUGUGGCUCAUACUUCAGAUUAUACAGACAUACCGGAUGUACUUCAACAGACACCAUAUAGGUGGAAUUAUACGGAUGACACAUACUUCUGACAAUAUUAUGUGUUUUAUAUCAGGACAUUCUAUUGUAUGAUAAAUCUAUAUUACUUUAUAUAAAGAUAUUAAAUCAAGAACUUUUUUAAUCAGUAUAAAAUUUUAAGCACUGGUAGACAGAACAAUACUCUUAAGGACACAUACAUACUGUGUAUUUAUAUCGGACUUAUCAUUAUUGCUUACAACCACAUCAUUUGAAAUCUUGUGUAUAAAUGUCUCAAGGGCAAUCAUACUACAUCUCUAUAUUUUAAUUUGUAUGGUAAGUGUGCGAGAAAAUAACAAAGGUCACCAUCAUUAUCAAUCAUACAUGAAAUCCGUGUUUUUGUUUGCAUCUAAAAUAUUACUGUCUGAAGCUAACCUCAUGAAGUACAAAUAUACGUUCAGUCUACAAGUGCACAAUAAGGACAUAUGUAUACGUUAAUUGUUCUACAAUCGUUGUACACCAUUUAUUUUGUGUCUUUUUUGUUUUUGGUAGCUUUGUUUGUGUGUUUUGUAUCGA
Mytilus californianus (California mussel) is the source of this 1503-nucleotide messenger RNA. RefSeq lists its product as uncharacterized. Bases 6 to 1004 code for a protein of 332 amino acids. Lineage: Eukaryota; Metazoa; Mollusca; Bivalvia; Mytilida; Mytilidae. Gene Ontology annotation, biological process: regulation of apoptotic process; apoptotic process. The record is from RefSeq and is a predicted model, not a curated record. The transcript is spliced from 8 exons.